UUUGGUCUAGAGAGAGAAACACAGAAGUUCUCUCUCUCUCUUCUCUCUCUCUAACUUGCUUUAUAGACCUAAGGACAACCCGACGCGUUUCUGCUAUCAUUUGUGAUUUUACGCGGAGGUGAGAGUGGGGUGCGGCUCCUUCUCUCUCUACGUUUUCCGAUCUUUGAUCGUUCUUUGUUAUUGCUGAUAUCUCCGGCAUAUGAGGCUCAAUUCCGGCGACUAUUCAAUCUGUCUUGGAAUCGAUCGAACCCUCCCCGUUCCUUUUUCUUUUAAUCGCCACUUUCGUGAAAUUUUCUCGAUUCCUUUUUCAGGUCGAUUCCCUGAACGGUGAAGUUCACUGUAAUUCACUUUUGAGGGUCCAUUUUUGGGGCUUAUUACUCCUCAAUUUGAUUGGUUUUUGGGGGUUCCUUUUUGGGUAUAAUUCUUCUCAUCCCGCUUAGAGAUUUGUGGCUUUUUGGGGUUUAGGGUUUAUUCUAGUCCGUGAUUCAUUCUUCAAAUUGGGGGAAUUUUUGAUCAGUUCGAGAUGGGUCCUGUUUCUUUGCCACCUGGUUUUCGAUUCCACCCCACAGAUGAGGAGCUCGUCCUUUUCUAUCUGAAAAGGAGAAUCUGCGGUCGCCCUGUUCCGCUUGAUGUCAUUGCAGAUAUUGAUAUCUAUAAAUGCGAGCCAUGGGAUCUUCCUGAUAAAUCUCUGUUACAGAGCAGAGAUAGAGAGUGGUAUUUCUUCAGUCCAAAAGAUAGGAAAUACCCAAAAGGAGUUCGAAUAAAUAGGGCUACUCAAGCUGGGUAUUGGAAAGCAACAGGAAAGGAUCGGUGUAUUUGUUCAAACUCCCACACUGUGGGCAUUAAGAAAACAUUGAUAUAUCACAUGGGCAGAGCGCCAAGAGGGGAGCGUACUGAUUGGGUGAUGCAUGAGUAUAGGUUAGAAGAUGAUGAGCUUAAGAAGGAUAACAUUGCACAGGAUUCAUAUGCGCUGUGCAAAGUAUACAGAAAGAGUGGACCUGGUCCCAAAAAUGGGGAGCAGUAUGGUGCCCCCUUCAAGGAGGAGGAGUGGUCCGAAGAAGCAAAUGAUGAGAGGCUGGAAGGUCUUAUGGAUGGUGCUGGUGCAUGUCUUAAAGAGCAGAUCACGCCUGAGGUCACAGUUAGAGGUAGCAGUGAUUCUUUUGAAAACUUAUUGUGCCAUGUCCCAGAUCAAACGACACCUGUGGAGCCUCCUUCAGACCCAGACCAGGGGGCUAAAGAUUUGGAUCAUAUCUUGAGGUGCAUUUUAGGUGACGAUGAAGAGGAUAAACAAUAUUUGCAAGAUCAUGCUAAUGGAUCCAAGGUUGUUGGUGAAGAUGAAAGCCAUGGUCAUGUAGUGGAUCCAUCUGGCAACGAAGAUUGGCUCCUGUGUGACUUACGGGAUGGAACCGAGACAAGCUUUCAGAGCGAGCAUUCGGUUCCAGGGCCCUGUCAACCUUCCCAAUAUCCAGUGGCGACCGAAGUCCAAGGCUUUGAACCAGACAUCCAAAUACAUGAUGAAGAUUUCUUGGAAAUUAGAGAUCUAAUUGAUCCAGAGUAUCCAGAGCCCAGCAUCCCAGUCCAACAAUUCAACAUCACAGAAAACCCAUAUCCUCCGUUGGAUGGAUUAAAUGAUCUUGAUCUUUAUUUCGACCCAUCUUUGUUAUUGCAUGAAGUAGGUAAUCCAGACAACUCUCAUUGGACGACACCACUUGUUAACCAAAUCGACCCACAAAAUGUCCAAUUUAAUGGCUCUAAUUUGGAGAACCAGUUGGAUUUCUACCCACCAUCUUCCUUUGUAAAUGAGUAUAGAGAGCCUGCCACUAACUUGGGAUGUGACUUAUGGGAUGGGGAGCUAGAGCAGCAUCAAGUUCUGGAUAGUAGUAGAUUGAGCGUGUUUGCAUCCACCGAGCUUAGCCAACAAAUGGUCAUGGAUCCGCCUUCUUCAGGCAUUGUGUAUAAUAGUGGCUCUUCUAUCAAUCCAAGUGGUGGUAUGGUGGUGGUGCAAGGGGGUGGAGGAGGGUCAUCUUCUUGGAUCAUGUCAAGGGUUUCAAACAUGUUAGAAUCAGUGCCGGCUUUAAAUGCAUCGGCAGCUGAGCACCCAUUGAUAGAGAAGGCCAUAAAGCGCAUGUCGAGCUUUGGAGGAAGGGCUUCAACCCCUUCACAGCAUGCUUCUUGCUCCUCUUCGAGCAAAUGCAGCGAGUGUGGUGGCCGAGCUUUGGGAGGGAGGAGGAGAGAGGAGAGAGCAAGUGGGGGUCUGGUGUUUGUCUUCUCAUUGGGGGCCAUGUGGGCUGCUCUCUGGGUGUUACUGAUUGCUGUCUUUGUGAAGUUCUUGAAGGUGCUCUUUGAUCGAUUCCUGAGACAUUAGGGAUUGUGUAUUAACUUUAUUUUGAUAGGUCUAGGUGAGAUCAAAUAUAGUAUAUGCAUAUAUAAUUAUAUAUAUAAAUAUGUUGGUUUAAAUAGCAAAACAUGGUAAUGUGUUUAUAUUAAGUAUAGCUUAUCAUGGUAGUCAAAAUUGAAAGGGCCCUUCAAGCACCCAAUGUGUAAUUUUGUAUAGAUUGUAGAUGAUUAUUGGAAUUCAUUGAUAUGAUAAUAUAAUCGCACGCUUGUAUUUGA
Messenger RNA from Amborella trichopoda, 2613 nucleotides. RefSeq names its product NAC domain-containing protein 16. Gene Ontology annotation, molecular function: DNA binding. Gene Ontology annotation, biological process: regulation of DNA-templated transcription. Lineage: Eukaryota; Viridiplantae; Streptophyta; Magnoliopsida; Amborellales; Amborellaceae. The record is from RefSeq and is a predicted model, not a curated record.